Molecule: messenger RNA, 2307 nt
Organism: Penicillium malachiteum
Lineage: Eukaryota; Fungi; Ascomycota; Eurotiomycetes; Eurotiales; Aspergillaceae
Product: mRNA-binding ribosome synthesis protein NOC2
Exons: 1
Coding region: 1-2307 (768 amino acids)
Biological process (GO): ribosomal large subunit biogenesis
Cellular component (GO): Noc1p-Noc2p complex; nucleolus; Noc2p-Noc3p complex
Source: RefSeq, a predicted model, not a curated record
AUGGCCGGAGCAAAGAAGUCGACUAAGAAGUUCGAGUCCAAGCACCUCAAGGAUGUCCUUGAGCGUCGCAAGGCGACCGCCAAGAUCAAGCAGCGCCACCACCUGAACGACAAGCGCAAAGAAAAGAACGCCAGUCGCCGCGCCGCCGAAGAGGAAGAUAACGAGUCGGAUCCCGAGGAAACCAAGAAGCAAGGUUUCGCUGAUAUGAAUGUCGAUGACUUCUUCGCUGGUGGUUUCGAUAUUACCGAGUCCACUGCUAGCGGUAAGAAGGCCAGCAAGAAGGAUGUCACCCCCAAGAUUGGCAAGCGCAAGCGUUCUGAAGAUACCAAGAAGGAGGAGGAGGCCAGCGAAGAUGAUGAUGACGCUAGCAAUGCUGAUGCAUUCGAUGAGCACAAGGAUCAGCUUGAGGCAUUGAAAGAGAAGGAUCCCGAAUUCUACAAGUACCUGAAGGAGAACGAUUCAGAGCUUCUCGAUUUCGGCGACCAAGGCGAUCUCUCUGAGGUUGAUGAAUUGAGUGAAAGCGAGGCGGCUGAAGAGGAGGAGGGUCCCGCCAAGAAGAAGAAGAAGAAGUCUAAGAAGCAGGAGGAAGAAGAGGAGGAGGAAAUCAUCGACAACACAUUGACUAUUCCUAUGGUCAAGAAGUGGCAGACUUUGAUGGAGGAGCAACACUCAAUUCGGGCUAUGCGCCAGGCUGUUCUGGCUUUCCGUGCCGCAGCAUCUGUCAACGACCCCAAUGCCCCCGAACAAAAGUACACUAUCUCCGACCCUAAUGUCUACCACCAGGUGCUUGUGACUGCAUUGAAUGUCGUCCCCAAGACUCUGGCACACCACCUCCCUGUUAAGGAGACCGCAGGAGGCAAAGUCAAGGUCACUCUUGACUCCAAGAAGUUCAAGACCCUCACAUCUCUGAUUAAAUCACACACUUCCUCAGUCCACCAACUCUUGCUCAACCUGUCGGACGCUUCCACUCUGAAAUUGACCAUUGAAUCCAUGGAGCCCAUGCUUCCCUACCUUCUGCAGUUCCGCAAGGUUCUCAAGACACUCAUCAAGAUUGUUGUCGGCAUCUGGGCCGAUGUUUCCACCAAUGAUGCUACACGAAUCACCGCAUUCCUCUUGCUACGCCGUCUUACAACCAUCGGCGAUUCUGGUAUCAAGGAGGCCGUUCUCAAGGCUACUUACGAGGGUGUAGUGAAGGGUAGUCGCAACACCACUAUUCACACUCUUGCCGGUGUCAACUUGAUGAAAAACUCGGCCGCCGAACUCUGGGGCAUUGAUCAGAACGUUUCAUACACCACUGGCUUCAAUUUCAUCCGACAAUUGGCAAUGCACUUGCGUAGCAGCAUUACCAACACCUCCAAGGAGUCCUAUAAGACCAUUUACAACUGGCAAUACGUACACUCUCUCGACUUCUGGUCCCGUGUGCUCUCACAACACUGUGAUGGACUUGUCGAGGCCCAAGUCGGCAAGCAGUCCGCCCUGCGUCCGCUGAUCUACCCCGUCGUUCAGAUCACUCUGGGUGCCAUGCGUCUCAUCCCCACUGCACAGUACUUCCCGCUGCGCUUCCAGCUGACUCGCGCUCUGCUCCGUCUCUCGCGCGCCACCGGCACUUACAUCCCGCUCGCCUCUUCCCUGCUGGAGGUCCUUAACUCUGCUGAGAUGCGCAAGCACCCCAAGUCCAGCACCCUCAAGCCCCUCGACUUCAACACCGCCAUCCGUGCUCCCAAAUCCUACCUUCGCUCCCGUAUUUACCAAGAUGGUGUCGGAGAGCAGGUCGCUGAGCUCCUGUCCGAGUUCUUUGUCCUGUGGUCUAAGCACAUUGCUUUCCCCGAACUUUCGGUCCCCAUCGUUGUCUCCCUUAAGCGCUGGCUGAAGCAGGUCUCUGUCCGUAAUGGUGGCAACAAGAACGCGAAGAUCAACCAGAUGAUUCUUUUACUUGUGCAGAAGAUCGAGGCUAACGCCCGCUGGAUUGAAGAGCGCCGUUUGAAUGUUACUUAUACCCCUCGCAACCGCACUGAGGUUGAUACUUUCCUUAAGGAUGUUGACUGGGAGACUACUCCUCUCGGUGCAUUUGUUAAGACUCAGCGCAAACUGAGGGAAGAGCGUGCUGCUGUUCUUGAGGAGGGUCGUAUUGAGGAGGAGAAGCGCCGGGCUGAAGCUAAGAAAGGUGAUGAGGACGAGGCGAUGAAGGACUUUGGCAGCGAUGAGGGCAGUGACGAUGAAGAUGAAGAGGAGCUUGAGAGUGAGGAUGAGAUUGAGGAGGAGGAAGAAGAUGAGGAGGAGGAGGAGGGAGAGUACGAGGAGGAGUGA